Molecule: messenger RNA, 4079 nt
Organism: Klebsormidium nitens
Lineage: Eukaryota; Viridiplantae; Streptophyta; Klebsormidiophyceae; Klebsormidiales; Klebsormidiaceae
Source: the annotation of a GenBank genome assembly
GGAAUCAGGAGCUCAGCCUCAUGGCGGAUCGAGGGGCCGCCCCCUGACGCCGACGGGCCGAGUCGCUGAGGCUGAAUCGCAGCGGCAGCUAGCUAGCGGACCUGUAUAUCAAUGUCAUGCCCAGAAGGCCAAAGGCCGCCAUGGUACCGCUGCAUUGCGGAAUCAAAGAAAGUUAAACACACACACGCAAAGGUAUGGCAUUCGGCAAACUUCGUAGCACAGGUGUUGAAAUCCAACUGCAGCAGCUCUUUGUGAAGAACCCUGCGGGAACCUUGCAUUCCCUCAUUGAGCUGGCCUGACGUGCACCGAUAGCAACAUUGGGGCCAGCAGAUUGGCAAGUGUAGCCAUAUAGGAGCAUGGCGUCGUGGAGGCCUGUGGGGUGGGACCAGGCACAAGGAGCAGGGGCCUCUGGUCUUUCUAGGUCUCAGAAUGAAGCAAACGGCGCACUUCCGUACCACUACAGGCAGGGCAGCCUGGGGAGCUGGGAGCAGACGCAUGCUGGCAUUGGAGCAGGCACAGUUUCUGCAUCACCUUACCACCUGGGGCAGCCACCACUUUCCUGGCAAGCCCCACCCGCUUUCUACCCUCCUGGGGGCGCCAUUCACGAGCCAGUCCCCAGCCACGCGCCCCAGUACACUGUGCAGCAUCCGUCAAUGGUCCACCCCGCCAGCCAGCUGGCAGCCCCCCCACUGCAACAACCGGGUGGUCCGCCUGCGUAUGGGCAGACCAGGAGGCCAUCCCCGGCAUGUCCCCACCGGUCGCCUCCCUCCAGCACCGCACUUGCUCCGCGCUCAGUGCCCAACACGAUAGCGGCACAGCAGAAAGGCGUGCUGGUCAGCCCGGUGGCUUACCGGGCGGGGGGUGCCAUUGCCCCCCUGGUCAAGAACGCCAUCAGCCUGCUCAACGAGGCCUGCCAGAAGCUCAAGCUGGCCGCCCCCGCCUACUCCUUCUCAACGGACCAAGUAACUGCCCGCCACACCGCCACCCUCAUUGUCUGUGGCCAGACGUUCACGCAAACAGGCCCCUCCAAGCCAGCGGCCAAGAAUGCGGUAGCCGAGGCUGCGCUGAACGGCGUUCCGGGACUGCGCAAUUGGGUCCCGGUUGCUCAGGGCGGGCCGCCAGCCGCGGCAGUGGCGGGCGCUGCGCCCAAAGAUCCCAUGAGCGCCCUCAACGAGCUGUGCCAGAAGCGUGGGGUGCAUGCUGUCUUCAGCUUCUCGGAGGACGCGGGCGACCGCUGGGUGGGGCCCACGCACACGGCCAGCCUGGCCAUCGCAGGGCGCUUCUUUGUGGCGGGCGCCCCACGCAAGGACGUUGCCAAGAAGCUGGCGGCGCGCGCAGCCCUCGAGAGCCUGCAAGGACCUGACGCACAGCCCGCCCAACAGCGACCCCAAGUGGCGGGCAAGCCAGCCCAGAGCGCAGCGCCAGCAGUGACGGCACAGGAAAUAGCGGCGCUGGCGCAGAUGCUCCCAGGGGUGGGCCCCGCCACUGCAGGCAGCGCAACGCAACCGCAGCAGGCAGGAAGGACCCCUCCUGUUACCAGCAGCGCAGGAGAGGGGGCCCAGAACAAAGAGGGGCCCCCAGAAGGCCCUUCUGCCGCCAGGGUCGAGUUGGCCCUGACUGACGGUUCUCAGUCCAGAGAAUCUGGGACCGCGCCAGCUGCGCCGCAAGCCAGUCACUUGGUAGAACCUGCAACCAGCCCCGGCCCAGCAUUGGGCAAGCGGGUGUAUGCUUCGGUGGCGGGCACCGAGAAGGACCCGGUGAGCCUGCUCAACGAGUACACCAUGCGCCGAGGGGCACACUUCGAGAUCGUGGUCCGGCGGCUGCCGACAGUCACGCCCGCGUUCGUGGCCGAGUUUGCGGUGGACGGCCGCACGUUCACUGCGGAGGGCCUGAGCAAGGGGGAGGCCAAGAAAGGGGUGGCGGACGCAGUGCUGCAGCACCUGGAGGCACAGCGGCCGGGGACACUGGAGGAGCUCACGCGGGGGAAGGCCAAGAAGGCGCGGAAGGAAACAGCACAGGCGGAGCCGUCGCCCGCAGUUCAGGGCGAGGGGCCCAAGAAGCUAGAGAGGGAGCGGGCAGACAAGAAGAGGAAGUUGGGAGGCCGCGACUCCCAGCAGGAUGAUGGGAAGACGGAGGGAGCGGGGAGCAAUGCGUUCGCUUACAAGUUGGCGAAGGUGGCGUGCCGUAAGUACCGGCAGCUGCCGGCAAGCAGCAGCGCGCAGCCUGGGAAGAAGGUUCUGGCGGCCAUCAUCCUGGAGCUGCCAUCCCCCGCCGGCGAGCCUGCGCUGCGCUGCGUGGCCCUGGGCACGGGCAGCCACUCCGCCCCGCAGCUGGCCCGCGACGACGCCUCCCUGCGCGACUGCCGCGCAGAGGUGCUGGCCGUGCGCGCGUUCCGGCGCUUCUUGUGCACGCAGCUGGAGCGAGAGCUGCACGAGGAGAGGCGACGAGGAAGGACGGCGUUGGAGACGGUCAACCCGGACCCCGUCGAGGAAUCAGACGCUGCUGCAAACGGCGGAGAUGCAGCUGCCGAGGCAGGCCCCGCAGUGGCGGCGGAAGGCGGGGGGGGUGCGAUGGAGGCAGUGGGCGAGGCAGCCCGGGACAGCGUCAAGAGCGACGAGGAGGAGAGCGGCAGCGCGAAGGAGGAGCCGCUGGACGACGUGCGGGGAGGGAAGAAAGCCAAGGUCGAGAUGACGGAGGGCGUGAGCGACGACCAGCCGGCAGAGGCUACCCCGGAUGCCUGGGCUCUGGGCCUGGAGAGCGGGGGACCAGGGGCGGAUACGCCAGAGCCGGUCCCAGAACCUGGGGCAGAGGCAGAAGCGGUUCGUCUAGAUAACCCUGCGGAAGCAAACGGGCAGGUGGCUGGCACAGAGACCGGGGCUGCGGAGGAGGACUCCGUAGUCUGCCGCGAUGAGAGCGGGGGCCGGUGGCGGCUGCGGGACGGCGUCAAGGUGCACCUCUGGGUGUCACGGCCGCGGGCGCAGCAGGCGCACAACGGAGCAGUGGAAGAUAUGGAAAGGGAGACGCGGCAAGUCAAGGUGCUGCGCUGGACCGUGGUGGGCGUGCAGGGCGGCCUGCUCGCGCACCUGCUGCCGCCCGUCUACCUCACCUCCGUUACGGUCAACGCGGACGCGGAGCUGUACCGGAAUGCCGGCGCGCUGGCCGGCCUGGCGGAACGCCUGCCGGAGCCGUUCACGGUGAGGCAGCCCCAGGUGGCACAGGCCUUCUCGUGCGUCUCGGGGACGUUCCGCGUCGAGACGGGCGCCCCGAUGACGGAGUGCGGCGAGAGCUGGGCAGAGGGGGACGAGGGGCUGGAGAGAGUGCGCUCCGAGGACGGCAGGCUGGAUGCCCCGCCGGGGGGGGAGUCGCGGCUGUCGCGGCGGCGCAUGUUCGAGCAGGUGCGGCAGUUGGGAGAUGCCGGCGCGGGGGUCGAGAGUGCCGCUGUUACCGCCGAGCGAGACGAGCAGCCGCCAGCCGCACGCGCAUUUGAGAGCGUGGAGACCGCAAAGAGAGCGGCGGUGCAGUACCGGGCAGCCAAGGAGGUGCUGGCGGGGUUCCUGGAUGAGCGGAGGCGGGCAGAGACGGGUGCCAGCGUGGAACGGGAGAGCGUAGCGAAACCAGACUUGGCGACUUGAGUACGUCAAAAGGCCUCAUUGGGCCAGUCCGACAGUACCGCCUUUCUUUCCGAAUUGUUGCUUGCUGCUUCUGGUAAGAUUUUGUUAGCGCGCUUUACAACCUCCAUUAUCUUACAAGCCUUGACACCUAAGUGAUUUUUUGCAUUACCUUUACACGGGACGAAAGUCAAGGAUGAGUCAAUGUCAGAUUAGGGGAUCGAAUGCUUACGUCAAAUGAGACACUUUUCAAAGGGACUCCAGGAAACAAACUUGGAGCUUAUAGUGCAGGUCCAGGAUGCAUAUGCCUAUGUUCUUACUGUAAGUGGCUUCAAGAAUUACAGCAUUCAUUUCAGGAUUGGGAAACUUUAAUGGUCGGACGAAUUAAAACGAACGACUGCAUGGUAAAAAUGGCAAGCAGCUCGCAGUCGCGCUCUGAUUCUUUAGAAUCUACAUCUAGGUAGUACAUGG